GCCACCGUACGGCAGAGGGGAAAAACGUGGUGACGUCUUAGAAAAAUAAAAGCUGCAGAAUAAAACAACUAAUGUAAAAACACAACUGUUCCAGAUUUGAUCGGUUCUUUUAUCUGGUCACCAACUCUGAUUGCGAAUAUACUGGUCAAAGGGCACCGAUGGCAUUUGUAUUCAAGUCUGCUUUCAGAAAACAGGGUCUGUUUGUACCGUUCCUGAAUGCUGUGAGAGGAAUGUCUUCAUCAGGAGGACCCACCCCUCCCUUCACAACUCUGUCAAUCAGCCAGCCGCUUGACACCAUCACUCAUGUCGAGAUCUCUCGUCCAGAGAAACGCAAUGCCAUGAACAAAGCAUUCUGGCUAGAAAUGGUUGACUGCUUUAAUCAGAUAGCCGAAGACCCAGAAUGCCGUGCUGUAGUUUUCUCAGGUGCUGGAAAACUCUUCACUUCUGGUAUUGACCUCAUGGGCAUGGCUGGUGAUAUUCUGCAGCCUGUAGGUGAUGACACUGCCAGGAUUUCGUGGAAUUUACGUCGCACCAUAAGUAAAUACCAAGAGACCUUCUCUGUUAUUGAAAAGUGUCCAAAACCAGUGAUUGUAGCCAUUCAUGGAGCAUGUAUAGGAGGAGGAGUUGACUUGAUCACAGCAUGUGAUAUACGCCUGUGUACACAGGAUGCCUGGUUUCAGGUCAAGGAAGUUGAUAUUGGAUUGGCUGCUGAUGUUGGGACUUUGCAACGCCUCCCCAGAGUUAUUGGAAGUCGAAGUCUAGUGAACGAAUUGGCUUUAACUGCAAGGAAGAUGUAUGCUGAUGAAGCCAAGAGCUGUGGAUUGGUCAGCCGUGUGUUCCCAGAUAAAGAGACUAUGAUGGCUGGAGCUCUGGAGAUGGCACAAGAGAUUGCCAGCAAAAGUCCGGUGGCAGUCCAGGGAACCAAAGUCAAUCUCAUUUACUCCAGAGACCACAGUGUUCCAGAUUCUCUGAAUUAUAUGAACACAUGGAAUAUGAGCAUGCUUCAAACCCAAGAUUUAAUGAAGUCAGCUCAGGCAGCGAUGGAGAAGAAGAACCUCAAAGAAAUUAUUUUCUCAAAGCUCUGAGAUUGUAAGCACCCCCAAAAAAACAGAUUAUAAAGUCCAUUGAACACAAUCUCCUGAGAUCAAUUUGAUCCGAUCAACUUAAUUAACAUGAUUUUUACAGCUGAAACAUACCUGUAGCUAUUACUUCUAUAAAUUCUGUCCUCACUGGGUAAAUUUCUGCAGUUUGAAGUUAUGUCUUUCUGGGUCAAGUAAAAUGAAUGUUUGAUUUAAUAUUUUAAUGGUUGCCUUCAAUACUGACUCACAAAUGUUAAUUAACCAAAAAGCUGCUAAGCCUGUUCAGUGCUUGAAUGCACCCUAAAAACUUAGUGAAUAUUCAUAUAUUGUCAGAUUUUGACUGAUUUUGUGAGUCAAGACUUCUCAAAAAUGUGAUAUUUUCAAUUAUGAUGUUUUUUUGCAUCUCAAUAAAAAAGCUAAUGCUUCCAUAA
Danio aesculapii is the source of this 1510-nucleotide messenger RNA. It is a transcript of the gene ech1, whose product is annotated as enoyl CoA hydratase 1, peroxisomal. The transcript has 11 exons. The record is from RefSeq and is a predicted model, not a curated record. NCBI's taxonomy places the organism in Eukaryota, Metazoa, Chordata, Actinopteri, Cypriniformes, Danionidae. Bases 159 to 1085 code for a protein of 308 amino acids. Gene Ontology annotation, molecular function: delta(3,5)-delta(2,4)-dienoyl-CoA isomerase activity. Gene Ontology annotation, cellular component: mitochondrion.